AUGGCGGCCCAGCAAGAGACGCUACAAAACGAUCGGUUCUCUACAUUCCACGAUGUCGUGGCUCAGAUUCAGUCGGAGCAACCGGGUGUAAACAUUAAGUGUGGUACGGUGGUAACCAAGGGUCAUCACCCUCGGAAUGCACGGUACCUCAGCACGAACGAACUGGAGGGUCGGACCUCGUUAACUACCCUGCAAACUGUGGCGGCCAUCCAGGCUGUGGACCAAGCCGCCGGACGUGGCGUGUACCUGAUCGAACCGAACGAAAUAACAUCCGACGACGAAGACACUCAGCUGACCGAAUCUGAAUCUGACCCAGGAUCCAACGAGUUGGGGGGACAGAUUACGCAGUCGAGUCAAUUCACAACCGAGUUUCACCCACUCUGA
Messenger RNA from Aphanomyces astaci, 384 nucleotides. RefSeq lists its product as hypothetical. The record is from RefSeq and is a predicted model, not a curated record. Lineage: Eukaryota; Oomycota; Saprolegniomycetes; Saprolegniales; Verrucalvaceae. Bases 1 to 384 code for a protein of 127 amino acids. The transcript has 3 exons.